This is a messenger RNA of Nothoprocta perdicaria, 1508 nucleotides long. It is a transcript of the gene CUNH1orf116, whose product is annotated as chromosome unknown C1orf116 homolog. The coding region runs from base 1 to 1260 and encodes 419 amino acids. The transcript is spliced from 3 exons. The record is from RefSeq and is a predicted model, not a curated record. Lineage: Eukaryota; Metazoa; Chordata; Aves; Tinamiformes; Tinamidae.
AUGGCCGCGGCCACCGGCGGGGUGACCAAGAGGGGCCCGUGGCUGGGCCGGGCCGGCUGCAGCCCUGGUAGCCGCGAGAGCGCGGCCAGCGCCGCCCCGCUCCGCGCCGAGCGCAGCGACAGCGGCUACGACUGCCUCUCUGUGGAGGAGAAGGAGUGCCUGAAGUUCCUGGAGGAAACCAUCGGCUCGCUGGACACGGACGUGGACAGCGGCACCUCCCUGGAUGAGACGGACCCCGUGGAGCCCGCCCGGCCUCCGCGGUCCAGGAGGGAAUCCGCUCCCCACGGGCUGGAAAACGGGGCCGUGUCGCCGAGUGGGGCUCCGCAGGGCCCUGCUGAGCAAAGCAACGGGCAGGACGACAGGGGCACCCGCAGCUCUGCUCCGAGCCCGGCGUGCUGCCCUCCAGCCGGGAGCGUCGCUGCAGCCGAGGCACCGCGAGCAGCCGCCGCGUCCAACGGCACCGCAGGGCACCCGCUGCCGGCACCGGCACGGGAGACGGGCAGGGAGGAAGGAGCCAGCGCCACGGCCAGGGCGCCGGGACCGACCAGCGUCCCACCGCCCGCAGCUCCGCAGGAGGCUCGAGGCCAGGAGCAGAAACCCGCGGCCGAGGAGGACACGGACGCCAAGCGCGGGCCGCCCACCGCCCCCAAGCCCAGGAAGCUGCCGCCCAACAUCGUCCUGAAGAGCAGCCGGAACGGGCCGGUGCCGCCGGGCCCCGCGCUGGAGCGGGCGAGCCCGGCACGGCCGGAGCCCCAGGAGCGGGACCGAGCGCGGCGCGAGGCGCUGGAGAAGCUGGGGCUCCCGCAGGAUAAGAAGAAGCCCGGGAGCCCCCCGAAAGCCGCUGCUGCCCCCAAACCCGGUGCGGCACCCGGGGCCGCCGACUCUCCGGAGCGACUCCCCCCCCGGGUCAUCGGCUUCAAAUCCAACACGCUGGAGCGUUCGGGCGUGGGGCUGGGCAGCCGCGUGGGUGGCAAGGACGCGAGCGCCAAGAGCGGCGGCUCGCUGGGCAAGAUGUCCUUCAUGGAGAGGAUCACGCCGGGCUUCCUGCGGAGCAGCCGCCCGCGCCCCGCGUCCCUGGGCACCGGCAGCGACUUGGCGGGGCUGCGGGCGGAGCUGGAGCAGAGCGGCCAGCGGCGGGCGCAGGCGCUGCCCGCCCGGGCGCCGCGCGCCGCCGGCGUCAGUGUGCGCAUCGCGCCCGCGGGCACCGCCGGCGAGCACCGGCGCGAGGCCCUGCGCAAGCUCGGCCUGCUCAAGGACUGAGGAGCCCGCUGAGCCGGCGGGAUGCACAUCCUUGCCGUGCUGCAUCCCGGGAAAGGUGUUGUGCCGGCAGGAUGCACAUCCUUGCCGUACUGCAUCCCGGGCCAGGACUGACAUUCCCGUUGUGCCGGCGGGAGGUCCCUGCGCUGCAUCCCAGGCAAGGAGCGGGGCCCCUCUCGUAGCACCUCGCGCGGCACCUGCACCCAGGGGUGCCCAGUCUCUGCAAUGAACUUUUAUACUCAACAGUAUAA